UACGCGCAGGCGCAGCGCGGCCGCGGUGGGCGGAGCUGACGAGAUGAGUGGCGGUGGCGCGGAGGCCGCUGUGGGUGGUGAGGUCCCCGCGGCGGGCGGCCACAAAAAGAAGGACUCGCUGGGGACCGCGGGCUCGCCAGCGCACCUCAUUAUCAAGGAUCUUGGAGAAAUUCAUUCAAGGCUGUUAGAUCACAGACCGGUUAUUCAGGGUGAAACCCGUUAUUUUGUGAAAGAAUUUGAAGAAAAGCGUGGUCUUCGAGAAAUGCGAGUUCUUGAGAAUUUGAAGAACAUGAUCCAUGAAACAAAUGAACAUGCUCUUCCCAAAUGUCGAGAAACAAUGCAUGACAACUUAAACCAAGUUCUCCAGAGAUUGCAAACAGCUACUGACUCAGUCUAUAGACUCCAACAGAGGGAGCAGGAACGAAAAAAGAUUUAUAAUGACCAUUUAAUAGCUAGUGAAAACCACCAUAUAAUCCAGUGGGAAGACUUCAUGAAAGAACAACACAACAAACAGGCUGAAGUGGAUGAAGAGCACAGAAAAGCUGUGGAGAGGCUUAAAGAACAAUAUGCUGAGAUGGAGAAGGACCUUGGAAAAUUUUCAACCUUUUAAGAACCUGAACCACAACAGUGUGAAAGCAUUGACUUCCCCCAAAGAACUAACUAUUCUCAUCAAACCAUUUAGCCUCUGCUUCAAGCCUAGCAAUAUAUUUAGUGGCACUCCUAUCAGGAGAAAGGAACUUCUACCUGAGUACUAAUUGUUUAGUGGAAAAAGAGUGCUAUAUCUUUCCUGUUUAAGUGCCUAUAUAUGAUUAUUUGGGCAAGAGUAUGAAGAAAAAUUGGAUAAAUUUACUUUUUUGUUAAUCAGAAUUGGUCUUUUGUUUUAUUGAUUGUCUCAGAGAACUGAAAGUAUAGACCUCUUAGAAAAAUAAUUCAUUCUUAUACGGAGUUAAUAUUAGUUUAUUAUUGUGGCUUAGAAAGCAGAUAUAAUAGUUGCCCGCUUUAGCCUCCUUGGCUAUUGGAAGAAUAUGUCAAGUGUUUUUCCAUGAGUAAUGUAGACAAAAACAGUGGUCCUUGGAACAGAGAUCACCUUUAAGCGGUGAGAGUAAAACACUCUCUACUGUAGCAAAGGUGGACAUGUUGGUCAUUGAACUGCUGAAAGGUUACAAAGUCUGCAGUGCAGCAUAAUACCACGUGUUUCACUGCUGACAAGACACACUUAUUAAGUUUUGUGGCCUUCCAGCACUUCAUACAUCCAGCUUUUAAAACAUGCUUUGAAGGAAAAGCUUACCAAAAAUAUAGUUUGACUUUUAGCCUUUCCAAGAACCAUAAUCUUGCCCAUAGUAUUUACCUCAUUUUUGUGUCUCUCUUGCUGUGGGUGAGCUUUGUAAGACAAAUAAUCUCUAAAUAUGUUUCAUCUGGGUAAUGAGUAAUCAGCAAAAUCUGCAAGGAGUUCCUCUGGAAUCAUACAAUUAUUCUGGCUCUGAAUAUGCCAAAAGUAUUUGCCCUCAUGGCAAAUAAUCCAUGUUAAAUGUAAAUCCUUUUUAGUGUUUAGCAUCUGUUCUCAUAAGCAGGUGUAUUGUGAUGAAACAUGUACCAACUCAGUCAUCACUGUGAGCUUUAAAAAUCUGCAUUUAACAGUGUAAUUGAGGAACUAAGUUAUUUUUUUUAUUUGCCAUAAACAAAGCAAAAUUAAAUGCAAUAUUUCAAGAGGUUUAUGGCAAAUGAAUUUGAGGUAUGGAUAAAUCUUCCAAAUAUUUUUUAUUGCCCUUCAAUAAAGAAAGGCACAGAAAGAACAUAUCCAACUCUCUCAUGUAUCUCAGUCUUACCAGUGCAGAAAGUGACAAUGCUGGCUUGUGUAAAUUUAUGGCGUACUGUCAAAGCUGCAUUCUUGGCUGCAUGUUGAAAAUGUGAUUAAAGUUAAUAGAGGAGAUGAAA
Pipistrellus kuhlii (Kuhl's pipistrelle) is the source of this 1935-nucleotide messenger RNA. It is a transcript of the gene BLOC1S5, whose product is annotated as biogenesis of lysosomal organelles complex 1 subunit 5. The record is from RefSeq and is a predicted model, not a curated record. The transcript is spliced from 5 exons. The coding region runs from base 44 to 610 and encodes 188 amino acids. NCBI's taxonomy places the organism in Eukaryota, Metazoa, Chordata, Mammalia, Chiroptera, Vespertilionidae. Gene Ontology annotation, cellular component: BLOC-1 complex; transport vesicle.